AUGAUCGAUUGGCGUACCUCAUCUGGCGCUGACGUUCCGGGAUCAGAUCAAGAGAGGGCCGGCUAUGACCUUGAAGAACAGUCGCAGAAGACAGAAAUAUCAUCACCGCCCGGGGCAUCGGUCUUCAGGGGCCUUGGAUGGUUGGAUCGUCUACUCGCCCUUUGGAUCCUCCUCGCAAUGACCAUCGGGAUCCUCCUGGGCAACUUCGUCCCAAGCGUUGGACCAGCUUUGAAAAAGGGCGAGUUCGUCGGCGUGUCUGUACCAAUCGCGGUCGGUCUGCUCGUGAUGAUGUACCCGAUUCUCUGCAAAGUACAGUAUGAAACGCUCCAUCAGACCUUUCGCUCGCGAGACCUGUGGAUUCAGGUCGCUUUCAGCGUCGUGUUGAACUGGAUUGUCGCUCCAUUGCUGAUGCUUGGCCUGGCGUGGGCGUUUCUGCCUGAUGAGGAAGGUUUGCGAGAAGGUCUCAUCUUGGUCGGCCUUGCAAGAUGCAUUGCCAUGCUGAUGGAUAGCAAGGUCCUGAUCUGGACGGGACUAGCAGGUGGCGACAGCCAAUACUGCGCCAUCCUCGUCGCCAUCAACUCAAUCCUUCAAAUGGUGCUCUACGCUCCACUCGCGAUUCUCUUCAUCAAUGUGAUCUCGCGUUCGACCAGCACGAUCACUGUCUCAUAUUCGACGGUCGCUACAAGUGUAGCAGUCUUCCUCGGCGUCCCACUUGGCGCAGCCAUCAUCACAAGGUUUAUUGUUCGAUCAUGCAUCAGCGCAUCGUGGUACGACAAGACAUUCCUGAAAUGGAUCUCGCCCUGGUCGCUCAUCGGUUUGUUAUACACCGUCAUCGUCCUAUUUGCAGAACAAGGCCACAAAGUCGUCCAUUCAAUUGUCUCUGUCGUCCGUGUGGCCGUGCCCCUGCUCGUCUACUUCAUCAUAAUCUUCCUCUUGACACUAUGGGUCACGCGCCACUUCGGCUUCGGCUACGAACUUUCAACCACGCAAUCCUUCACCGCUGCAAGCAACAACUUCGAAUUAGCGAUAGCAGUAGCAGCAGCAACCUACGGCGUGAAUAGCGACCAAGCCUUAGCGUCGACCGUUGGGCCACUUAUCGAGGUGCCGGUAUUGCUAGGCUUGGUGUAUGUAGUGAGAUGGAUCGGCCGUCGGUAUAGUUGGCGAGUAUGA
This is a messenger RNA of Recurvomyces mirabilis, 1170 nucleotides long. Its product is annotated as arsenicals resistance. Gene Ontology annotation, molecular function: arsenite transmembrane transporter activity; antiporter activity; antimonite transmembrane transporter activity. The coding region runs from base 1 to 1170 and encodes 389 amino acids. Gene Ontology annotation, cellular component: plasma membrane. Gene Ontology annotation, biological process: arsenite transport; antimonite transmembrane transport. The record is from RefSeq and is a predicted model, not a curated record. The transcript is spliced from 5 exons. Lineage: Eukaryota; Fungi; Ascomycota; Dothideomycetes; Mycosphaerellales; Teratosphaeriaceae.